CGGCGGCUCAUCUUUCUGCAGCAUUCCCUUACGGUGUCCUGUGCUCACACUCUCGGCUUUUAAAAAAAUUGAUCUGGAGAUCUAUUCGAUUCUUCUUAUUGUUACUGUUAUCAUCAUCAUCAGUAUUAUUCCUCAUUCCAACUUCUCAGGUCGUAUCUUGCCUCGAGCGAAUCAAAAGAACUUUUCUAAAUGCUGUGUGUGGAAAUCUUCCCACACACCCAUCACAGCUUCUUCCUAUGUAGGUCAAACAGGACGCCCCCCAUGUCCCAUCGCAAACAUAGCCGGGAUUCCUUGACCAUGUGAUAAAAACAACAAGGAGUCUUGUGGCACCCUAAGGGCUAAGAGAUUUAUCGCAGCGUAAGCCUACAUAUGGUAUGGGACAGACUCCCCUCUCUGUUGGACUGCCAAUCCCAUUGCUAAAUUUCCUUGCAGUUUAGAUGUUGUAUCCGUCAGACCCGGUAGCGCAGCGCACAAAGGCCUUGUGGCCGUCAAAGGCUUAUCCAGGAUGGGGUUCGGUGUCCUGUUUGAAUUCCAUAAGUACACAGAGUCCUGCUGGAUCUAUGUUUUCCACAGCGACGAACCAGACGUGUCCUGCAAACAGGCCGUUGGGCUUUCUUUUCAUUUUUUUACUAGUGAUAUGCUGAACUUAGUGGGUCUGCAUUUGUUUGGUGCAGUUCGCUGUAGUGAAACAGGCUGCAAUUGCAAUCAUUCCGUGCAAUCGACGCUUUCUCCACGUUUGCGCCUUGCUAGUUUUCUUAACACAAAUAAGAGCAGCCUGUUUACACCGCCUGAAGAAGAAGCGAGCAAAAAAGUUUCUAUAAUAUUAACAAAAGAACAAUAACGUCUCUCUCUCAGUGUCUUACCGAGUACAAAGUCUGGCACGUAAAAGGUUCCUAUGCAGAAGCCUGCUACAAAUACAGGGGGGGGGAAAGCAAAGCGUGCUGAUUCAGGCAGUAGCUUUGACAGCUCUCAACGGGGUCCUGAGGACAGAAGCAAGAUGGCUGCCCCCUUGGUGGAGAAGCUCGGGGCAGUGAGACAACGGCUGUGUGGCCCCUGGAAGGUCUGGUUGCCCGGGUUGACUCAGGUCAGAUGCAGCCGAUACAGUCCUAUUUACCUUGAGCCAGAAGUGAACAAAGAAGUGUAUCGUAAACCUCCAGAACUACUAUCGGAGGAGGAAAAAAAUGAAUGGGAACUCAAAACAGUCCGACCUAUAAAAGCCGCCCUUUCCAAUGUCAGCAGCUCUGUAUUUUAUGAUCCACUGAUCAGCAAAUUCACUAGUAUGAUGAUGAAGGGAGGGAAUAAAAUUUUGGCCAGAUCCAUCAUGAAUCAGACUUUAGAAACCAUUAAGAGGACGCAACUCGAGAAGUACUAUAAAGCAGAAGAGAAGGAAAAAGGAAGCAUUGAAUGUAAUCCAUACACCAUCUUCCACCAGGCCCUAAGCAACUGUCAGCCUGUCAUUGGGGUGACUAAUAUCCAGAAAGGAGGCAAAACCUACCAGGUCCCAACCCCUUUGUCAGAUAACCGGCGGCGCUUUUUAGCCAUGAAGUGGAUGAUUACCGAAUGCAGGGAAAAGAAACACAGGCGGACAUUAAUGCAUGAAAAACUUUCCCAAGAGCUUCUGGCGGCCUUAAACAAUGAAGGGCCAAUCAUAAGGAAAAAGCAUGAGAUGCAUAAGAUGGCUGAGGCUAACAGGGCCUUUGCUCACUUUCGGUGGUGGUAGAGAAUGGCCGCUGCAGCAUAUGGUGGCUGAGACUUUGUUACAAAACAGGGAAAGCAGAUUUAUUCCAUAUUCCUUUCUUUGUAUAUCACCAGCUUGGGAGGGCUAUGGCCCAUUUUUCAACUGGCUCUUUGAAAAAGAAAUGAUCUAAAGAAAAUCUUAGCUGAAAUAAAAUGUCUCAACUUUC
Rhineura floridana is the source of this 1904-nucleotide messenger RNA. RefSeq names its product mitochondrial ribosomal protein S7 (gene MRPS7). Gene Ontology annotation, biological process: ribosomal small subunit assembly; translation. Gene Ontology annotation, molecular function: mRNA binding; structural constituent of ribosome; rRNA binding. NCBI's taxonomy places the organism in Eukaryota, Metazoa, Chordata, Lepidosauria, Squamata, Rhineuridae. Gene Ontology annotation, cellular component: ribosome. The transcript has 5 exons. The record is from RefSeq and is a predicted model, not a curated record. Bases 896 to 1720 code for a protein of 274 amino acids.